GUUUGAUCUUUUCGGGUUUUUAUUUUUCUUGUCCGAAUUAUUGCUUUUGAUCGUUUGCCCCCCUUCGAGGAAAGGGCUCAAUCCAUAUAAAUCAGGGUUCCAUCCGGCCUGUUUCAUCUGAUCUUUUCCUUCUUCCUUUUUUGUCUCUGUCAACGCAAUUUAUUCUUAUUUUUUCUAUCCUGCAAUAUGGCCGAAAAGCUGGAUACCACUAUAUCACACCUUGACAAGGCCGGCGAUGCCGAGGUGCGUGGCGUCAACAAUGGCGCGUUGGCGGUAGCCACCAUGCAACAGAAGCCGAGACUGUUGAGUAAGAGUAUGAUCAAGGUACGUUAUCUUGAACAGAAUUUAGUAAAGGUGGUAUACAUCGGAAAUUGACCCAACUUGAAUGAUGACAGCUGUACUGGUGCAUCCUCGUCGCCAUGCUCAACUCCUGCAUCAACGGAUACGACGGCUCGCUCAUGGGCUCGAUCAACAGUUAUGAACAGUACCGAACAUACUUCGGCUUCGAUCCGGACGAGGGUACCCCCUCUACCGGUAUCGUGUAUGCUAUCUACACCAUUGGCAAUAUCGUCGGCUCGUUCACGGCCGGUCCGUUUACUGAUUUCCGAGGUAUGAUUAUGAUUUCCUUGCAUUUACUGCCCUCCCUUCCUUCCCCGCUCAUACAGGGUACUGAUUGACGAAAGGCCGUCGUGUCGGAAUGGCCAUUGGCGCCACCUUCAUCAUCAUCGGUACCAUCGUCCAAGCCACCUGCCACAACCUGGGCGGCUUCAUGGCCGGCCGAUUCAUCCUCGGUUUCGGUGUCGCUACCUCCGCCACUGCCGGACCGGCCUAUGUCUCUGAGAUCGCGCACCCGGCCUACCGUGGUGCCAUGACGGGUCUAUACAACGUGCUGUGGUUCGGUGGUGGUAUCCCGGGGACGUUCAUCCCGUGGCGGACCAGCGACAUCGCGGGUGACAUGAGUUGGCGAAUCCCGAUUUGGUUGCAGAUGAUCUUCUCUGGGUUGGUGUUGUUGUUUUGCUUUACGAUCCCGGAGUCGCCUCGUUGGCUCAUCUCGCAGGAUAAGCACGAAGCCGCGCUAAAGGUGUUGGCUGAAUACCACGGUGACGGGGACCGCAACGCCCCGAUCGUGCAGCUGGAGUAUCGGGAGAUGAUUGAGGAUAUUUCCAAGACGGGUUCCGAUAAGCGAUGGUGGGAUUACCGCGAGUUGUUCAACAGCCGCGAGACGAGAUAUCGGUCGAUGUUGGUGAUUUUUAUGGCUUUCUUCGGCCAAUGGUCCGGCAACGGUCCCGUAUCCUACUAUUACCCCCAGAUGCUCCGCGGCGCCGGUAUCGAAAACAACAGCACACGACUCCUGCUCCAAGGUCUGCAGAACGUGGUGCAGUUCAUCGGCGCCGUGUCCGGUGCCCUGGUAACUGAUCGCGUCGGUCGUCGGCCGCAACUGCUCGUCUCGACUGCCAUCAUCGUCAUUCUGUUCGCUAUCGUGACUGCCCUGAACGCCACCAACGUGGUCGACGGCCCCGACGGCGAACCGACCGCUAAAUCAGGCAUCACGGCACGCGCCCAGAUUGCUAUGAUCUUCCUCUUCGGGUUCGUGUACUCGGCUGGUUGGACGCCUAACCAGGCCAUGUAUCCUGUGGAGUGUUUGCGAUAUGAAAGUCGAGCUAAGGGGAUGGGUAUGAAUAACUUCUUUGUCAACAUCGCCUCCUUCUACAACACCUUCGUCACUGGAAUCGCGUUCUCCGGCGCCGGCUGGAAAUACUAUUUCCUGUUCAUCUUCUGGGACACGUUUGAGUUCCUGAUCAUCUACUUCCUGUUCGUCGAGACCAGCAAGCGCACGCUGGAGGAGUUGACGGCUAUCUUCCAGGCGAAGAGUCCGAAGAAGGCCUCGUUGAAGAAAGACGAGGUCUUUGUGGCUGGGGGCGAGGCGGCGGAGAUCACGAAGGAAGUACCGUGAUCUGUCUGAUCUGCUUGGGGGUCAGAAAGAGAGGAGAGCGGUUGAGUUGAUUCAGGACUUAGAGACACUUCAAACCGGUUAGGAUUACUGGGGUUGGAUAGGGAGUGAGAGUUAGGGCUUGAGGGAUCACUGGACUUGAUGACCAAACGAGAGAGGAAGGGGUGGUUUCUUUCGGUUUACGUCUUAUCUUAUUCUUUUAUAAUACCACAUUGUUUCUUUUCGUUCCUUAGCUCUCAAACGCGACUGUUCGAAGUCUAGG
Molecule: messenger RNA, 2213 nt
Organism: Aspergillus melleus
Lineage: Eukaryota; Fungi; Ascomycota; Eurotiomycetes; Eurotiales; Aspergillaceae
Exons: 4
Coding region: 698-1954 (418 amino acids)
Biological process (GO): transmembrane transport; carbohydrate transport
Cellular component (GO): membrane
Molecular function (GO): carbohydrate:proton symporter activity
Source: RefSeq, a predicted model, not a curated record